ACUUGUUUCCGAAAAGUUUGCCCUCGGCUUUGAAGAUGUCGCGUGCUGUGAAACAAAAACAAGAGGGUGAAACAUUGUCGGCACUCGUAGCAGUUGGCUUGGCAUUUGUAACUAUUCUCAGUGUGUGGAAGUUAAAAAAGUUCAAAUAUAGGUUUAUAAAUGAAACUGGAGGGGCAAUGUUUUAUGGCAUGCUUGUGGGUUUAACAGUGAAGUAUUUGUCAUUUGACGGAGCAGAACAUAUGGACGACAUGGACACUGUGUGCAGCUGUGGCGCUCUUAACAGCACUCCUCACAUCUUGACUGUGAACAUCACACCACACUUUCACUGUUUCAGACAUGUUGGGAAAGUCAGCCAACGAUGCCCAACAGUCUCAACCCCUCACACGGAGACCUUUGAUCCCGAGGUCCUUUUCAAUCUGUUCCUGCCACCCAUCAUCUUCCAUGGAGCUUACACCCUUAAUCAGAAACGAUUCAUUGACAAUCUUGGAUCUGUUCUGACCUUUGCUUUUAUGGGUACUAUAAUCAGCUGUAUGACCAUAGGGGCCUGCGUCUACGGCUUCACCAGACUGAUGGUGCUGUUGGGCCGAGCGGCAGAUGGAGACUUCUUCCUUACUGAUUGCCUCCUGUUUGGUGCCAUUAUGUCCACCACUGACCCAGUUGCAGUCCUUGGAGUGCUGUCAGAGCUGCGUGUGGACCUGGACCUGCACGGCCUGCUGUUUGGCGAAAGCGUCCUGAAUGACGCCGUGGCCAUCGUCCUGACGCAUGCCAUCACCACCUACAGCCAGAUGGGUGCAGGACAUGCCUUCGACCCCCCUGCUUUCUUCCUCUCUGCUGGUUAUUUUCUCGGAGUGCUUGCCGGCUCCUUCCUCCUGGGAUUCAUAUUUACAGUCAUAACAGCUCUCCUCACCAAAUUUACUCGUCUAUGUGAGAACCCACUGCUGGAAAUAUCCAUCUUCCUCCUGCUGUCGUGGAGUAGCUUCCUCUCAGCCAAAGCCAGUGGACUUUCAGGCAUUGUGGCAGUGCUGUUUUGUGGCUUGAGCCAGGCGAGGUACACAAUUCACAAUUUAUCUUCUGAGGGCAAGACCAGGACCAAGCAGCUCUUUGAAGUCUUCAACUUCCUGGGGGAGAUUUUCAUCUUCAGCUACAUGGGAUAUGUAUUGUUGACAUUCCCUCACCAUGUCUUCAAAGCUCUCUUCAUUUCUGGGGCAUUUCUCUCCAUCGUCAUAUCAAGAGCCUGUAACAUCUACCCCUUGUCUUUCCUCCUGAACCUGGGACGCACAAGGAAGAUACCACGCAGUUUCCAGCACUUCAUGAUGUUUGCAGGUUUCAGGGGGGUUGUGGCGUUUAGCCUGGCUGCAAGAGACACAUCCACAGAUGCAAAGGGCACCAUCUUCACCACCACUCUGCUGGUGAUUGGUUUCACCGUCUGGGUUCUGGGCACAGCUACUGAUCCCACGCUGCGCUAUCUGAACAUCAGAGUGGGGGUUGAUGCAGAUGAAAAUUCAGAGGACUUUUCUCUUGAGGUUACCACAGGGAGGCCAGACACAACACAAGGCCUGUGGCACCGCCUGGACAACAAAUAUCUAAAGCCAGUGCUGACACAUCAUGGCCCUCCCCUCACCGACUCACUGCCACAGUGGUGCGAAGGAUUCGCCAGACUCUUUGGCAGCACCCAUGUCCAAGAGGUGGAAGAGCAGCUUUGUGCGACUGAAUCAGACGACACUACCUUCAGUUUGGAGAAAGCAGAGAUCCAGCUUGGAUCCAUAGGAGGUGAUUCUGGAUCCGCGCAGCCGGAAGACCUGCUGGAGGGUGACCUGGGACUUGGUACCAUUCCUGCUCUCCCCAGGGAGGCCUGAAGCUCCAGGAGUCACCUCCAACCCCAGCUUAUCAGACCCUGCUGCCCUGAGGCUAAGGCCCUUCCUCCCACAGUGAAUGGGGUCACUGGCCAGGGCAUCUGAGAGGAGCUGAGUGGGAGUCUGCGUUACAAUGGCUCCCAAAAGGUCACACACUCCUUGUGCUGACAUGCAUGCAAAGACACACUUGUAGAGGGAGGAAUGGCAAAGGCCGUUGCUCUCUCUGUUGCUCUGCUGAUGAUUUUCUUGGCUUGUUUUGCUCCAGUUUAAGGAACUUUAAAAAUCUGAACUCGAAUAAUUCAAUUUUUAACACUGUGCACAGGAAGCAGGAGUUGACCCCGCAUGCACUUCUUACUUUUCACCCAGAAAGUAAACGUUCUGGUGAGUAUACAACAUGCUAAGUUACACAUUAAUUGCCAGUGGCGCAGCGUUGUGCGACUGUUACAUAAGGUCUCGGUUUCAAGCUUUAGGGAGAAUUGCUCAUGAAUAUCUACAGUGAUUGAAAGCUACGGUAUUUCCCUUAAUCAGCUAAAACGGUAUUUUUGUGCCAACUUUGCUUUGCUCUUCCCAAACUGCUUAUUAAACUUUUAUUGCACUGUUUUCUGCAACAAUCCUUUUAACUGAUUCAAAAUGUAUUUGCUGAAUUUAUUACCCCUCCCCCCGUCUCCCGACACGACUUACUUAUCAUUCUGCGGCGGGCUCGAAUACUUCCAAAUGCUUAAGUAUAUUAACAGCAUUUGGAAAAGAGACUACUAGCACGUGUGGUUUCCUUGGACUUCUUUAUAGAUUGCACUUUGCUUUCUGAGUGCAUCAUUAUAAAUCUCCAGGCCCCAUUCCCCUUGUGUGAAGCAGGGUGUUGUGUACUGCACAAAUCCAAUCUGUGAAGGUUAGGCUUUGUGAAUAUGCAGACUGUUUCCCUCAUAUUAAUAAAGCCAUUGUCCUUGAAGUGAGAGCUUCCCAUUUCACGUUAUGAAUGCAUGGGUGCAUCACUGGAAUGCUCCUCUGUUCCAGUCCUCAGUUGCUGCAAAAAAAUACAGUGCGCUCUCCUUUGUUUGCACUGAUUCUUGAAUUCAGUUUUGCUCAGAGCAAAAGAGACUGAAUGAUAGCAGCGUAGCGUCACCAGACCUCAGAUAAAGACGCUUUAGUUUCAUCCCCCCAAAAAACAAACUUAAGUUGUUGUUUUUUUCUCAAAUUCUGAGAAUAAUGUUACUGUACUUUGUACUUUGUUACUGUACAAAAAUUUGAACCCAACACUAUGUCCAAUCCCUUUUGUUACAGGUUUAAUUGAAGAUUUUUUUUCAUGCACUAAAUAGAUAUAUUUUUUCUCAAAUUUUGGUUGCAAAAAUUCAUUAACCCUUUAACACCUAGAGCGGCAUCAGUUUUCUUGUGCUGCAUUCAUACGCCUUUCACAGGCAUUAAAA
Messenger RNA from Plectropomus leopardus (leopard coralgrouper), 3274 nucleotides. Its product is annotated as sodium/hydrogen exchanger 9-like. NCBI's taxonomy places the organism in Eukaryota, Metazoa, Chordata, Actinopteri, Perciformes, Serranidae. Gene Ontology annotation, molecular function: potassium:proton antiporter activity; sodium:proton antiporter activity. Gene Ontology annotation, biological process: proton transmembrane transport; potassium ion transmembrane transport; regulation of intracellular pH. The record is from RefSeq and is a predicted model, not a curated record. Gene Ontology annotation, cellular component: recycling endosome; plasma membrane.